CGCCCACUUAACUUUGCACUAAGGGCGGGCAGGGCACGCGCGCUAGUGGACGCACACGCCCCGAUAAUAAUGGCAGAACUCGGGCAACAGUACGAGUUUCUGGAUCCUUCCCUCGCCGGUGACUACGAGUGUGGGAUAUGCCACCAUGUCCCCAGUGAUCCACACCAAGCCCAGUGUUGUGGAGCGACGUACUGCAACGCCUGCGCACGGGGGACCGAGACUGCGUGCUCUAAUUGUGGGGCACCAUCGCCCGUUUUGACGGAGGACAAGGCACAGCGGCAAAAAAUUAACAAGCUCAAGAUAAGGUGUUUACACUGUAGAUGGAAUGGAGAAUUGGGCGACUAUCAUACGCACAGGCAUUCCGAUCUACCGCCCGCCGGCGGCGGCGGCGCAGCAGCAAGCUUAUCGGAAGCCGAUGCGCAUGCGCAAGAGCGGGAAUACCACGAAUGGGACUUGCAGACUCCGUCACGCGGUCGUGAUGAGGAAGAAGAGGAACAAGACAGUAGCGAACGACAUCCGCUGAUUGAACUUCAGCCACUGGCCGCAGAAGACCAAGAUAAGGACAUGGAUGAUGGACAAGACGAAUCUUCAGAUUACAAUUCCACUUCGACUCCCUCUUUUUUCACGGCUAAUCUUGCCACAAAUAGGAGAAAAUGUAUAUUCUGGAGUGGUGUUGUGACAGUGACGCUUUGGUUUGCGCUGACUGUUGCUGCAUCAGUUGUUGCAGUGCUGGAGAUUUUUGGGCGCAUUAAGGAAGAAGACAUCAGUGAUGUAUUCCCUGACUGUGGGUACAGCUAUACCUUUCUUGUUGGAGUCUUGGCGGUCCAGUUUUUGGUGGCUGUUUGUGCCCUUGGGUGGUAUCUAUGCUGCUGCAAAUGUGCUAAUAAAAGGAAAGUGAGAAUAGUUUGUGUCUCAAUGCUCUGUUUCCUAACAGUGGCAUACGCUGUUUGUGUGGUUGGGUUCUCUUCGUCUGUCUUCGUUAACGAACGUAGUGGAGACGUAUCAAACGAGUCAGCAAUAACUAGUGCAAGUGGAAGUGGAUCAAGUGGAAGUGGGAGUGGGUCAAGCGGAAGUGGGUCAAGUGGCAGUGGGUCAAGCGGAAGUGGGAGUGGAUCAAGUGGAAGUGGGUCAAGUGGAAGUGGGUCAAGCGGAAGUGGGAGUGGAUCAAGCGGAAGUGGCAGUGGGUCAAGCGGAAGUGGGAGUGGAUCAAGUGGAAGUGGGCAGUGGGUCAAGCGGAAGUGGGAGUGGAUCAAGUGGAAGUGGAUCAAGCGGAAGUGGGAGUGGGUCAAGUGGAAGUGGGAGUGGAUCAAGCGGAAGUGGGUCAAGCGGAGGUGGGAGUGGAUCAAGCGGAAGCGGAAGUGGGUCAAGUGGAAGUGGGAGUGGAUCAAGUGGAAGUGGGUCAAGCGGAGGUGGGAGUGGAUCAAGCGGAAGUGGGAGUGGAUCAAGUGGAAGUGGAAGUGGGUCAAGUGGAAGUGGGUCAAGCGGAGAUGGGAGUGGAUCAAGCGGAAGUGGGAGUGGAUCAAGUGGAAGUGGGAGUGGGUCAAGCGGAAGUGGGAGUGGAUCAAGUGGAUCAAGCGGAAGUGGGAGUGGGUCAAGUGGAAGUGGGAGUGGGUCAAAUGGGAGUGGAUCAAGCGGAAGUGGGAGUGGGUCAAGCGGAAGUGGGAGUGGAUCAAGCGGAAGCGGAAGUGGGUCAAGCGGAAGUGGGAGUGGGUCAAGCGGAGGUGGGAGUGGAUCAAGCGGAAGUGGCAGUGGAUCAAGUGGAAGUGGGUCAAGCGGAAGUGGGAGUGGGUCAAGUGGAAGUGGAUCAAUCGGAAGUGGGAGUGGAUCAAGUGGAAGUGGGUCAAGCGGAGGUGGGAGUGGAUCAAGCGGAAGUGGGAGUGGAUCAAGUGGAUCAAGCGGAAGUGGGAGUGGGUCAAGUGGAAGUGGGAGUGGGUCAAGCGGAAGUGGGAGUGGAUCAAGUGGAUCAGCGGAAGUGGGAGUGGAUCAAGCGGAAGUGGAAGUGGGUCAAGCGGAAGUGGGAGUGGGUCAAGUGGAAGUGGAGUCAAGCGGAAGUGGGUGUGGGCCAAGCGGAAGUGGGAGUGGAUCAAGUGGAAGUGGGAGUAGGUCAAGUGGAAGUGGGAGUGGUUCAAGUGGAAGUGGAAGUGGAAGUGGGUUAAAUGGAAGUGGGUCAAGCGGAAGUGGAAGCAGGAGUGGAGCGAGUGCAAGUAGGAGUGGCUUAAUAACUUUCUCCACCAUCACUACAACAACAAACACUAACAUUGACAAGCAACCCAAGUGUUUCGAACUGUCUAGCAAGCCAUUUGCUCUGGCGGUGGCUUUCCCUACCCUAUUCCUUCUGUUUAUUAUAGCCCACGGAUGCUUCUUGGUGCUCGAGUGCCGAAAGCAUGGCCGCUCUGAGCAGUAUGAGCUGCUCACUGACCUAGUUACAAGCAGUGAACAUGGAGCUCAGUUGCAGACUGCUAGAGCAACAUUGUAAAGGAGAGCACAUUAGGCUUGUGUUUGUGUUUGCGUAGAUAUGACUCGUUAUGCCUCGUUAUGCGUGUUGUGCAGUGUUAUGGUGCAUUAUGUUGUGUACAUUAUACAUUACACU
Geodia barretti is the source of this 2590-nucleotide messenger RNA. Lineage: Eukaryota; Metazoa; Porifera; Demospongiae; Tetractinellida; Geodiidae. The record is from the annotation of a GenBank genome assembly.